GAAAUGCCUGUCCCGUCUGCGACGAUGGAAACCGACGCGAGUGUCAUUUUGAUGAUCAUGUAUGAAGAUGAGUCGGUGGACAUUCGGUAUGGGAGCGGAGCGCGGUUACAGCUGUCGCCGUGCGGCUCUGAAUUCUUGCUGGUGAAAGCCGCGGACCCCCGCCGACAUCCUCUGCAGCCCGCUGAGAAAGUCCGACAGAGGACCAGGUUCACCAUCAGCACAUACAAGGAGAUGAUGGUGACUGCAUUGUUAUUUAGAAAUAAGUACGCUCGUCAACCUUAUCUGCCAGAUGAACUUAUCUCUGCUGAAAAUAAAAAGCCUUUUUUCAGCAUUGAUUCAGCUGUGCAGUGGCCUGAGGUGACAGCCUCUGUAGCUGAAUUCGGACCCGGAGGCGAGACCAUCGUCAGAUCAGAGCAGGGACGAGCUGUGUUGGUGCUGUCACCCUCGGGUGAAGAAUUCACAGUGGAGUUCACUUGCAGCCUCAGUUCUGCUCAGAAUCGGCACCAUAGCGUGCAGCGUUUGAGCAAGGAACUUGAUGAUAGCCAGAUUAGACAAGAGCAAGUAAGCAGUGAUCACACCAGUGAUCACACUGAAGAGGUCCGCCAAGGAAGAGGAAGCGAGAGGAAGGAGCUGACUAGAUCGAGGUCUUGCUCUCCUCGGAUUAUCAGCGCAGGGCACCAAAAGCCUGAGCAGAUGUACCAAUCCACCACAGUGGUCCAGCAUCACUCCUGCUCUGCGGUUGCUCCCAUGUGGGCCUACCCUCUUUCCUUGGCUCACCAUCACUGGGCAGCUCGUUUCUCUAAAGCUGAAGAUGUAGAGGACGGAGGAGAUAGCGCUUCCAACCAGGCAGACAAGCGAAUAAACAUCAUGGACAUAACUAGUGAAGACAGGAGGCCCCGCCUUCCUUUUGCGCUGCCUCUCACAUGUCAAUCACCUCAUCGGCACAGGUGGAAGGUUAAAGAUCCACUGGGCAAAGAAGAACACACAGACCUUCCAAGAGAGAUGGUAAAGAUAGUGUGGUGUCAGGGAGUCACUUACAGGAUACUGAGUGGGGCCGUCUCAGUUGUUGAGGUUUCUCCGGGAGACGGAUCAGUCAUCCGCUCUAACCGCAACCUUAACUCUUAUUUUACACAUCACAAAACUGAACUCCAAUCAGGGCUGCUGAAAGAAGUAACCUACCAUUUAAACAGCCUUCCACCUGAUGUGCUUGGACAGGCCUACUCUGUUCGCGCUAUUGUGAGUCGUGCAAGCAGGAUCCUCGCUUGCUACAACCAGGCCAUGCAGUUAUUGACGUUUCCUGCCAUACCCAGCUGCUUGCAAGAACUCAAAGAAGAUGGAUAUUUUUAUAAACCAAUAGCGUUUGAGGAAAAGUUGUGCAGUGCUGUGCCUGUUGAACGACACUUGAGUGUGACAGAGGAAGCAGACAGCCGAUCAGAGCUCGUUGCUGCAGAACUUGAGAAGAUAAAGAGAUUCAACUUUCUGCUGGAGAAUAGCCAUGUGCUGAGAAGCGGGAAAACACAUGCAGAUCUGGAAGGAAGUCCUGGAGAUGUCACUCCUGAGCCACUAAAUGAGAACUCUGUUACUGAAGCUCUUCAAAGGACCUCCAGAGCAAUUCAGGAUAUUGACGCUCUCAUAUCUGCAGCCACACUAACUUAAAAGAAUCCCAGAGUUAAAGGAGAAAGCCAUAUUUGUGUGUUUGUUGGUAAAAACAUAAAACUGUAUAGGAUGCUACUUAAAUAAAACCUUAUU
Molecule: messenger RNA, 1749 nt
Organism: Archocentrus centrarchus (flier cichlid)
Lineage: Eukaryota; Metazoa; Chordata; Actinopteri; Cichliformes; Cichlidae
Gene: c9h5orf34
Product: chromosome 9 C5orf34 homolog
Exons: 11
Coding region: 4-1656 (550 amino acids)
Source: RefSeq, a predicted model, not a curated record